This is a messenger RNA of Ornithorhynchus anatinus (platypus), 5583 nucleotides long. RefSeq names its product protein phosphatase, Mg2+/Mn2+ dependent 1H (gene PPM1H). Gene Ontology annotation, biological process: protein dephosphorylation. The record is from RefSeq and is a predicted model, not a curated record. Gene Ontology annotation, molecular function: protein serine/threonine phosphatase activity. Bases 146 to 1681 code for a protein of 511 amino acids. The transcript is spliced from 11 exons. Lineage: Eukaryota; Metazoa; Chordata; Mammalia; Monotremata; Ornithorhynchidae.
GGCGGUGCGGGGCCGGGCCGUCGCCCCCAUUCCGCCUGCAUGGUCGUCGCCCCCGCCGCGCCCGCCUCGUCCUCGCCGUCGUCCCGCUCCUCCUCCUCCUCCUCCUCUUCCCGCUCGUCCUGCGGCCGCCGGGCGCGGGGCUAGCAUGCUCUCCCGGGUCAAGUCGGCCGUGGCCAAUCUGAUGGGCGGCAUCAUGGCCGGCGGGUCGGAGCACGGCGGCGGCGGCGGCGGGGGGUCGGACCUGCCCCUGCGCUUCCCCUACGGGCGGCCCGAGUUCCUGGGGCUGUCGGCGGACGAGGUGGAGUGCAGCGCCGACCACAUCGCCCGCCCCAUCCUCAUCCUCAAGGAGAGCAGGAGGCUGCCCUGGACCACCGGCUACGCGGAGGUUAUCAAUGCAGGGAAAAGCACGCACAACGAAGACCAGGCCAGCUGUGAGGUGCUGUUCGUCAAGAAGAAGACCGGUGUCACCUUCACCCCCAGCAAAAACUCAUCGGUGAAGAGGAGGUCUUCUCUCCCCAAUGGAGAGGGGCUACAGCUCAAGGAGAACUCAGAAACGGAUGGCAUCACGUGCCACUACUGGUCGCUCUUCGAUGGGCACGCUGGGUCCGGGGCGGCCGUGGUGGCCUCCCACCUGCUGCAGCACCGCUUGGUGGACCAGCUGCAGGACAUCGUGGACAUCCUGAAGAACUCGGCCGUCUUGCCUCCGACCUGCCUGGGGGAGGAGCCGGACCAGACGCCGGGCCACAGGACUCUGACCAGGGCCGCCUCCCUGCGCGGAGGGGUCGGGGGCCCGGGCUCCCCCAGCACCCCGCCCACCCGCUUCUUUACCGAGAAGAAGAUCCCACACGAGUGCCUAGUGGUCGGGGCCAUUGAAAGCGCGUUCAGGGCAAUGGACUUACAAAUCGAACGGGAGCGGAAGACGUACAACAUAUCCGGGGGCUGCACUGCCCUCAUUGUGCUGUACAUGUUGGGGAAACUCUAUGUGGCCAACGCUGGGGAUAGCAGGGCCAUCAUCAUCAAGAAGGGAGACGUCACACCCAUGUCUUCAGAGUUCACACCCGAGACUGAGAGGCAGAGGCUCCAAUAUCUGGGCUUUAUGCAGCCUCAUCUCCUCGGGAAUGAGUUCACCCACUUGGAGUUUCCCAGAAGGGUUCAGCGCAAGGAGCUGGGGAAGAGGAUUCUCUACAGGGACUUCAAUAUGACAGGCUGGGCAUACAAAACCAUCGAGGAUGAUGACUUGAAGUUUCCCCUUAUAUAUGGAGAAGGCAAGAAGGCGCGGGUGAUGGCCACCAUCGGCGUGACCCGGGGGCUCGGAGACCAUGAUCUGAAGGUCCACGACUCCAACAUCCAGAUCAAGCCAUUCCUGUCUCCAGCUCCCGAGGUGAGAGUGUACAAUCUGUUGCAAUACGAGCAUGGAGCAGACGAUGUCCUGAUCUUGGCCACGGACGGGCUGUGGGAUGUCUUAUCCAAUGAAGAAGUGGCAGGAGCCAUCACCAGCUUUCUGCCCAACUGUGAUCCUGAUGAUCCACACAGGUACACCUUGGCGGCCCAGGACUUGGUCAUGCGAGCCCGGGGCGUGCUGAAGGACCGAGGCUGGCGGAUAUCCAGCGACAGACUGGGGUCCGGGGAUGACAUCUCCGUCUACGUCAUCCCUCUGCUGCACGGAAACAAGCUGUCCUGAGGGCGGCGCUGGCGGGCCCUGGGGCGGCAAAGACCGGGGGAGCGAGGGGGCGGCUUUCGGGAGUGGGGUUGCUGACCGGGGCCCAAGGGCCGGUGAAACUUGGUCAACGGGCCUGGAUGCGGAGCGGAUGCCUAACCGCCCUACGUACGCAGGCUUCGGGCUUCAAGGCGUCCCCUCAUGCCACCGCUGCCUCGCCCCGGGUCCCGCCGCCACACCCCUUCUGGUCCCGGGGCCCAAGCCCUGCACGGCAAAGGGCAGAGGCUGCUACGGCACAUUGGUGUCUCCGCCAGCUCCCGUGGCACUUUCCAGGCCUGACAUGUGACCGUUUGGUUUCAGAGAAGCUGGAGAAGCCACGUUUGAUGGGAGGACAGGCCCGGACCUUGAUUCGGCUUCUCUGCGGGCCUCCAGGCGAGGCACCUGCAGAGGGAUCCAGGUCCCAAGCGGAGCACGGGAAGUGACGGCGGUUGGGGGGGGGGGGGGUGUUCUCUCUAUUCCCGCUUUCCCUACCCGCCAGCGGGCCUGGGUCUCUGUGACUCUUGCUGAGGGACAAGUAGGCGGAGAACCAUCCCAAGGUUCUCCGCCAUGGCAGCCACCCUGAGAGGCUCCUCCGUGGCUGGGGUCCUCAGUGACGGGAGCUCCCAGUCCCGGGGGACCGCAUAGCGCAGGGCGCUCGGCCCCGGGGUCCCUCAGUGCCAGGGGCUCCUGGUGACGGGGUCUUCUGUGGUGGCCACCCUCAGCGUUACUGACCCCCAUCUCUGAGACAGAAGGAAAUUUUCUCUCUGGGUGACACAUUCCUCCCUGCUCACUUUGUUUUUGUCGCAUCGAGUGUGAGGCCCCAGGCUGUCCCCUCUGUCCCCUCAACCCCAGUGGAAAUCACUGAAUCCCAUCAAACAUCAUCUGUCCUCAUUGUGAGAGACUCAGGGCAGCCCCAUGUACUGGCUCCCUGUCGGACUCUCCCCUCAGGCUAGGUGGAGAGUUCCAGCGUCCCCACAGCCCACGCCGCAGCCUUCCGUGCAGUAGCCCCACAGAGCCGUAGAAGCUGCCCUGUCCCCUCUUACCUCGGCCUGGCCUCCUCCCGGGGCAGCGAGACUCAGAAUCCAUCCUGCCUGCUACAGGGUCCACAGCUGUGCUUCCCAGGACCGGCGGGAGGGAAGCCAGGCUCCGGGUUGCCCCUUGGCCCCAUCUUCCUGCGUUAUGGGAGAUUUGGAGCCACUUUGGCGGUGAUGCUGGGGGAAGGAAGGAGGCAAGUCAGAGGAGGACAGGAGACAUUUCCAUGUGGGAGGCGGUUGGGGGCACUGCUUUCUCGCAGGGUAGGGACUUGUGCCAACCCAUCAGCCCAGCGCUGUGCCCCUCGGGAACCUCUGCUUGCAGCCUGAACCUGAGCCAGGGUGGCGAGGGCUUGGCUGAGCUGGCUCCCUGGGGUCUACAAGAAAUGGCUAGUGCCAGGGAAAAGAAUGGCACCCAGACAGCAUUUUGCCAGUCCUGGCCCAGAGCCAUGGGUAGCGUGCGAGGGGAUGAAGCCCCUCCGCCCAGAAGGCCACGCCGCCUCCCCUUCCAGCGGCUCCAAAGGCGUCCUCGAAUGAUUGUGUUUCCGUCUUCUCUCAGGCUUGGGAGAGAGGCGGCCCCGGCGCCCGGCCUGCUGAGCCUCCAUGGAGGCCGCUGGGCUUGGGGGUGAGCAAUGGUUUUCGCCUGCCUCCCUGCUUAGGCGCAGCUUUUCCUCCUGGGCCCAGCUCUGAAUCCUGGGCCACAUGGACGUGUCUAUCUCCCAACCAGUGACCCUCCAGCACGUGAGCAGGAACAGGGAGGAACUCCGACAACCCCCAAGGCACCGGUCUUUCAGCAGCCACCAUCCCAUGAGUGAAUGUGGCCUGCUCCGAGCUGCAGCCAGCUUCUAACUCCUCUCGAGGCCAAAUGUUGUCCUAGGGGCCACCUCUCGGAGGAAGGGGUUGCGUUGGCAGGAUUUGGGAGGACAGAUUUGGGUUGGAGGAUGGUGGUGGGUGGGGCAGUGUGGCAUGGUCAGCUGUAGUUAAGAAUUGCAGCGCAAGAAAGUGAGCAUCAGCCAGUGGCCCCCCUGGCUCUUCCCAGCCCACAGCCCGAGCAGGGCACCGCGCACGGGGGCUGCUGCCCUCCACCCCCCCCAACCCACCUCACCCUCAGGGAGUCCCUGGGGCUCGCAGAUGGGAGGGCCAGCUGACCCCUCCCCACAGAGGGCAAAGGUCAGGGGCACUCAGAAUUCUGCAAAGGACUCGUUUCUACCCAGGGACAUUGUGUGGCUCUGACUUUGAAGCCAAAAUUUCUCGUCUGUAGAUUUCCCAGUCAAGAAGUUGAAUUGUUCUGGGUUUUGUUUUUUGGUUGUUUUUGUUUUGUAAGUAGAUUUCUCCCCACCCCAACUUUCCUUAUCACACUCCAAAUCAUCAGAUGGGCAGACAACCUGACGCACCUCUCUGACACUACUUGAGUUAGAAGAAUGGUCCUCUGACCAAAUGAGGGCCAGCUCGUCCUGCCCAGUGCAGUGAUUUUCUCCCGUUCUGUCUAGAGGCUGGUUCUGAUUCAGGGAUCCAUGGUGUGCAUGUGUUCACUUCCGCACUUCCCGCUGUUGAGUCCCCAAAUCGCGAAGCUCUCCGUCCACCCAACAGUCAGAUAGCCCUUGCCUCCGGGGUCAGGGGGUGAGGCCGGUCGGUCUGUCGGUUGGUCCCUGCUGCUUUCGUCUCUGUGAGUCCUCGGGCAGCUUGGCCCACCAGAGGCCUGCAGUUAGACAUGCCGAGUCGGUGGGUUUUUUUGCCACCCGGCAAGACAGGCUUGUGUCGACCUAGCUGCCCAGUGUGCCCUGCUUCUGCUUUCUCCCCCAGAAACCUAGACCUUAUGAGACUUCAUUUUCAAGAAAAGCAUCCUUGAGGGCCUGGCAGACAAGAGGAGCUUUGCUUUUCCAUUGAACCAACUUGAUAGUAGCCGGGGAGACUUCCCCGAGUCAGGGGAGCCUCGGGCCAUCUUGGUGAAUAUGCAGGGGGUAGGGAUGCGGGCACCUCCAGAAGCUGCCCAUCUUCCUGUAGUUUCAUGAUUCCCCCAAGCAGGAGUUCUUGUAGCUGAACAAGUCUUGGGGUGGUUUCGGUUGCCAUUAUAGGGUGCGGACGCUGGGGCUUUACAGGGCACAGUGCCAGUAGCCAGACUUUCCUAUCGCACCAACACUUUGGCUGUGUAGCAGAUAUGAAUGCCAACGGGGCUGGUGCCCUUCAUGCUGUUCGUGUGCAAGGAGCUUUAUUUUUUCCUCUUUGUCUUUAAGAUAUAUGUCCACGUAGCUGCGCUCUAGGCCCCAACCAAGCAGUGUGGGACACAUGCUGAACCUGGGAGGGUUUUGAAGGAGAAAGAGCUUGCAGCCCUCUGCCAUGAGUACCCAGAGUGAUGGGUUUAUUUUGUCCCUUGCUCCUUUCUUCUUCUCCUCCUCUUUCUCUCUCUCUUUACUUUUUCUGUUCUUUUUAUUUUCUUCCUUUCUUUCCUUUCUUCCCUUUCUUCCCUUUCUUUUUUUCCUUUCUUUCCCCACGCUGCUCAGUCCCCCCAAAACUACAUUAGCUUCCAUCUUCUCUGUGUUCUCCUGGUGACCCAGGGCAGCCUAGAGCUGUUGUGAUAUCUCAAGGGAGAAUCUAGAAUUUCAUCUGUCCCAUUCCCAUACCAGAAACAGCAAGAAGAACCAGUCUGAAUUGGAUUUCAGACCACUGUAUUUUCAUGCUUUGUGACUGUGAAAUGUUGAUUUUUUUUUUUUGUAACCCAAAAACAAAAGUGUUGAGUAAAAGCAUUGGGUUCUAUUUUCUCUGUUUUGAAACUUAAGUGCAAUGUCCCAGAGGAAGGUGAAGAAAUGUCCAUGCUCCAUGAAGUUUUAAAAUAAACUCUAGAUAUGUACAGCGAAA